AUGUUAGGUGUUCCUUUCUAUGUCACUAGACGUCUUGGAUUGGGCUUGUACAGUUUUGUCUUUUUGUUCGCAUUGUUAGCAAUUCCGAUUCUUAUGGCUUGGUGGACUGUUUUGUCAACCUAUUCCCCAAGGCUCAAUGAAAAAGUCAAGCUGCCGAACAUGGGUGUCCAGUACUACCUUGAAUUCCAUGAUGAUCAAUUGAAGAGCAAGUACAAGGAUCAGCACAAAAUUCCAAUGGAGACUUUCCACAACCUUUACUUUGAAGGAAAAGUGUCAUUCAAGGGUGACGCUUUGGACGUCAUGGAAUACAGGCACGAUUGGGCUUCGUUCAGGUUCACCUUGAGCUUGUUCAAGUUUUUCUUGUUUGGCAUGAUUCCAGAAGUCAUCAUGCAUACUAAGUCCCAGGACGAGGAACAAGUGAGAGAUCACUACGACAGGGGUGAUGACUUCUACUCCUGGUUCUUGGGCCCAAGAAUGAUUUACACCUCUGGUAUCAUCACAGAUAUUGAAAGAAAUGAAACUCUUGAGGAACUUCAAGACAACAAGCUGAAAAUCGUUUGUGAGAAGAUUGGUUUGAAAAAAGGUGACAAGAUGCUUGAUCUCGGAUGUGGAUGGGGUACGCUUGCUUGUUUUGCUUCCUCUCAAUACGGAGCAGAGGUUACCGGUGUCACGUUGGGCAAGAACCAAACCAAAUACGGUAAUGAGAAGCUAGCUUCUUACGGUAUAUCUUCUGACCAAUCCCACAUUGUCUGCUGUGAUUAUAGAGAUUCACCAAUGCCCAAAGAGGAGGGCAAGAAGUACGACAAGAUCACUUGCUUGGAAAUGGCGGAACACGUUGGCGUCCGAAAGUUCUCCUCGUUCUUGCGUCAAGUUUAUGAUAUGCUGGAUGACGAUGGUGUCUUCUUCUUGCAGUAUGCAGGAUUGAGAAAAUCAUGGCAGUACGAAGACUUGAUAUGGGGCUUGUUCAUGAACAAGUACAUUUUUCCUGGUGCGGACGCUUCAACUCCUCUAGAUUUUGUGAUAUCUGCUUUGGAAGGAACUGGGUUUGAAACGGUUAGUGUUGACAACAUUGGUGUUCAUUACUCUGCUACAUUGUACAGAUGGUACAAAAACUGGCUGGCCCACAGAGAGGAAGUGAUCUCAAAAUACGGUAUCAAAUGGUACAGAAUUUGGGAGUACUUCCUUUCUUACUCCACAAUUAUCGCCAGACAAGGUUCUGCUACCUGUUACCAGAUUGUGCUCAGGAAGAAUCUCAAUUCCUACCACAGAAUUGAAGAUGUUCCUCGACAAAAGGGUCUGCUUGCUCCAGCAUCCGGACUCGAAAAAUGGGCCAAAGAGUUUACUCUCGGAUUAUAG
This is a messenger RNA of Ogataea haglerorum, 1356 nucleotides long. RefSeq lists its product as uncharacterized. The coding region runs from base 1 to 1356 and encodes 451 amino acids. Gene Ontology annotation, biological process: cellular response to biotic stimulus. Lineage: Eukaryota; Fungi; Ascomycota; Pichiomycetes; Pichiales; Pichiaceae. The record is from RefSeq and is a predicted model, not a curated record. The transcript has a single exon.